AUGCUCGGGUACCGGGCCUCCCUGACCCCGAUCACGAUGUCGGUAAGGAACAUCAGCAUGACGCCGGCCUGCUCGGGCGACAAGAAGGAUGAGGCCGCCACCUCCCAAGCAAAGAAGUCGAGUGUCCCAGAGCACUGGGAGGAGGAGAACGCGUCUGCGAGUGAGGCCACCGUCAAGGCUGACAAGGCGGAGGUCACCAGUGUCCAGGAGUUGCAAGAGCUGUCAGUGAAGACCAUCAAGGGUGAGAAGAACCACAUCAAGGAGAAGAUGACCUCCAGCAAGUGA
Molecule: messenger RNA, 285 nt
Organism: Auxenochlorella protothecoides
Lineage: Eukaryota; Viridiplantae; Chlorophyta; Trebouxiophyceae; Chlorellales; Chlorellaceae
Exons: 3
Coding region: 1-285 (94 amino acids)
Source: RefSeq, a predicted model, not a curated record